Messenger RNA from Trachemys scripta elegans, 1802 nucleotides. RefSeq names its product C-type lectin domain family 1 member A-like. Bases 62 to 775 code for a protein of 237 amino acids. The transcript has 6 exons. The record is from RefSeq and is a predicted model, not a curated record. NCBI's taxonomy places the organism in Eukaryota, Metazoa, Chordata, Testudines, Emydidae.
UGUACUGUGUGUCUGUCCAUGGUAUUAUAUCUCAGAAGGCAGCGGCAGCAGAGAAGUGGAUAUGGAGGAUGAGGAUGGAUACACCAUUUUAAAUUUUCGUUCUAGGAAUCCAGCCUUCACCCAUGAACCUUCAGGAACAAACAAAGGUAUCACACCGCCUAAAGCUCCUGAUGUUCCCAGUGAAUCCAUCCCUUUGCCUUCCAAAUGGCGAUGCACAGCACUGAUUUUGGGGAUCCUCUGCCUGACGCUGCUGGUAACAGCAGGGAUCUUGGGUAUCCAGGUGACUCAAGCAUCACAUUUAGCAAGUGCAUCACUGAAAAAUCUCUCACAGCAGCUAGAAUUACUCCAAGCCAAAAAUGCAAACCUCUCAGAGAUUCUCCAGCAGCUGACACAUGACAGAGGCCACAAAUGCAACCUUUGCCCAGAGAAUUGGUUCUGGUAUGGACAAGUCUGUUACCACCUGUCUACUGAAUGGAAAACAUGGCAAGGAAGUAGAGAUUAUUGUUCUUCUCAUGAUUCCAGACUUCUUAAAAUAGAAAACAAGGAAGAACUGGAUUUCAUAGUAUCAUUGUCAUGUCGCUUGUGGAUUGGAUUAUCCCGUAAUGCAGUGAACAGGACCUGGGUGUGGGACGAUGGUGCAGCACUUCCCACUGACUUGUUUCAAGUCAGUGAAAUUUACUAUGAAGGGGACUGUGUGGUUUUGGAAGAUGGCAAAGCCCAAUCCUAUGGAUGCAUAUAUCAUAAUCGUUGUGUUUGUAAGAAAAAAAGUGCUUAGUUGGAAUCUGUUUAACCAGCACAAGAAGAAACCUAGAAAUGAUGGAAUCAUACUCUAGAAAGUCCUUUGCAGAAAGAGAAAUCUUGGAAUAAUCAAUGUCCCUAGAUUUUGAUUGAGACACUAAUUUACACCAGCUGAGGAUCUUGCCCUAGGUUUACUAUUAAUAUAAUUUACCUUUAUUUCUUCCUUCUUUCCUUUGGUCACAGAAAACUGUUGUGAGUUUGUUAUGGAAGGAAACAGGACUUGGCCAUUCAAAGUGGGGAGCAGUUUAUGGGGAUAAACUUCACCCAUUUGGAACAUUCACCAGCCAGUGAGGGUGGUUAGUUCAAGUGACUGAGGAAUCUUAAUGAGAGCAAAUGUGUCAAGUGGUUAGAGCAAUGGAAAGGGUUCAAUUCUCUGCUCUGCCACUCUCUCAUGGCCUUAGGAAAAUUAUUUAAUUCUGUGCUUCAUCUUCAAAAUGGGGAUACAUUAUAUUAAUGCUAAAUGCUGUAGAAACAUACCACAGAAAGUGACCUGCUGGCUCAAAAGGAGUAAAGGUCAUUUUGUUGUCCCGAGGAUCCGGCUAAGGUUGGAUUUCCCCUUCAGGGAAUAGGAAAACCUAUAAUGUGGGGUCUCCUUUUAGAGAGGAGGAAGUGGUUAAGGAGCUCCUGUCUGGAACAAUUCUUGUCACCCCAUCAGGUAGUGUGGUUGAUGCUCCUAAAUGAAGAUAGGUCACAGCUGGUUUGCCUCACCAAGUGGAAAGAUUGAUUUAACUCAUGUGACUAAACCUGGCUUUUGGAUAGUCAAAGUGGGAUAAUGAAGUUUCCUGCAGUGAUCCCUGAGGAAGGGGGUUGGGGCUUGGUAGAAAGGCCCAACUGGUAGUCUUGUUUUUCUUUCUGGAAGAAGGCAGGCCAGGCCAUGCAUCUUCUUCAGCAGCUCAGAGGAAGGGAGAGUAUCUCAGGGAAAGGGGGUUGUGUCCAUCUUAAGGCUGGGUGGUAGACUUUUUGGGUUUAUUUGGAAUUUUAUGUUAAUAAAACCAGACCCCAGG